Messenger RNA from Pseudomassariella vexata, 2684 nucleotides. RefSeq names its product glycoside hydrolase family 92 protein. Gene Ontology annotation, molecular function: peptide-N4-(N-acetyl-beta-glucosaminyl)asparagine amidase activity; carbohydrate binding. The record is from RefSeq and is a predicted model, not a curated record. The transcript is spliced from 2 exons. Gene Ontology annotation, biological process: protein deglycosylation; carbohydrate metabolic process; glycoprotein catabolic process. Bases 92 to 2632 code for a protein of 846 amino acids. Lineage: Eukaryota; Fungi; Ascomycota; Sordariomycetes; Amphisphaeriales; Pseudomassariaceae. Gene Ontology annotation, cellular component: cytosol; nucleus.
GGAAUAUUAAACAGAGCCCCAAUGAAACAAAUGCCAGCACAAGCCCGUCUGUGAGGGUCUCAUCUGAGAACUUUUCUUAGUUCCCGGCACAAUGGUGCCUUUCCAUCUGACUGGUUUCCCGCGCAAGACGCGGGUUUUGGUGAUUGUUCUGGCACUGUGCUUUGUAUGGGCGCUUCUUCCGACUGAGAGCUUCAUUUCGCCCCGGCGUUUGCUGGCUUCUUUCGCUGGAAUCUCGACGGCAGCGGAUGUGGAAGUGGAUAUCCUUCGCUAUGUUGAUCCCCUCAUCGGCGCUGUUAAUGGAGGCCAUGUGUUCCCCGGCGCAACGCUCCCCUACGGCAUGGCCAAGCCCGUCGCCGACGCCAGCACCCCCGGGUGGGAGCUGGCCGCUGGUUUUGUCUUCGAUGAGUCCAAAAUCACGGGCUUUUCGAACCUGCACGAUUCGGGAACGGGUGGGUCGCCGUCCCUGGGGAACUUCCCCUUAUUUGCGCACCCCGGCUGUCCAGAGGAUGACUACCGCAACUGCGCCUUCGCUCCAACGGAGAGAGCCGCCGGUAGGGUGGUGGGCUCGACGGCAGCCCGGCCCGGCUACUUUGCGAUCGGGCUGAAUAACUCGGUCCAUGUGGAGAUGACGGCAACGGCGCACACGGCGCUGUACAGGUUCAAUUUUGCCCGGGGAGAUCGAGUCGAAUCCGCAAGUGGUGUCGGUGUCACGCUAGAGAACAGCCCGUUGAUCACAGUUGACCUCAAUGACCUUGGCAACACCCGGACCGGGGGCAACAUCCAAGUCGACCCCGAGACGGGCAGAAUGUCAGGCAACGGGACCUUCAUGCCUUCGUUUGGGAGGGGCUCGUACAAGGCACACUUCUGUGCCGACUUUGCCGGCGCCGCGAUCCGCAAGACGGGCACAUUCGCUGGGGCCACACCCAACGAAACGGUCAAGGCCAUGGGGAGUGAUGUGAAGGCCGUUCCCAUAUCCUACGGAUCCACCGGCGCGUUUGUCCACUUCAACCGCGCCCCUGGAGAUCAAGUACUCGCCCGCGUUGGCCUCUCGUUCAUAUCUGUCGACAAGGCCUGCCGAAACGCCGAGAAUGAGAUCCCUGGUUUCGCGUUUGAGGAGGUUGUGAAAGCCGCCGAAGAUGUAUGGCGGGACAAACUCCGCGUUGUGCAUGCCGACCACCACGGAAUGCACGACGAUUUGCUGAAAACGUUCUGGUCUGGCUUGUACCGCGCGUUCCUCUCGCCGCAGGAUUACACGGGCGAGAACCCGCUUUGGGAGUCGGACGAGCCCUACUUUGACUCCUUCUAUUGCAUUUGGGACUCGUUCCGUGCACAACAUCCAUUGCUGACCAUUGUUGACCCCAAGGAGCAGACACGCAUGGUGCGUGCCUUAAUCGACAUCUAUAAGAACGAGGGGAAGCUGCCCGAUUGCCGCAUGAGCUUCUCCAAGGGGUACUCCCAGGGCGGAUCUAACGCAGACGUGGUCUUGGCCGACGCCUUUGUCAAGAACCUGACCGAGGGAAUCGAUUGGGAUCUGGGCUACGAGGCCGUAGUUUCAGAUGCCGAGGUCGAACCGCCUGACUGGAGCGUCGAGGGACGGGGGGGCCUUGAAAGCUGGAAGACAUUCGGGUACAUCCCCGAGGAUGAGAAGCCCAACACGGAGAACGGCGGGGGCACAGGGCCCAGGACGCGUUCCAUUUCGCGGACCGUGGAAUAUGCCUACGACGACUUCGCCAUCGCCCUCAUGGCACGGGGCCUCGGAAAACAAGUCGACGAGAAGAAGUACCUCCAGCGAAGCAAGAACUGGGAACACCUCUUCAACCACGACCAGGAAGACGACGACCUCUACACGACCGAAGAAUCCGGCGGCCAGGGGUCCUCGUACACCCGCAGCGGCUUCAAAGGCUUCCUACAGCCUCGUCUAAUGAACGGCGUCUUCAACCACCAGCCCACGCGCCUCUGCAGCCCCGUCUACGAGCCGCACAAGUGCUACUUCGAUACGCAGAAGGCCACGUACGAGGGCAGCCCCUGGCUGUACACCUUCUACGUCCCGCAGGACAUGGCCUCGCUCAUCACCGCCCUGGGCGGGAAGGAGGCCUUCGUCAGUCGGCUGCAUUAUUUCCACGAUUCGGGAAUAGCGUACAUGGGUAAUGAACAGACUUUCUUGCCUACGUUCCAAUUCCACUACGGCGGACGCCCCGGUCUGAGCUCGUAUUGGGUGCAUCGGUAUAUACCGGAGCAGUUCAACAGCAGCGUGAACGGGAUACCCGGCAAUGAUGACUGCGCCAUGGGCGCUUUCACAGCGUUUGCGUUUAUGGGAUUUUUUCCCGUGGCGGGACAGGAUGUGUACUUGCUUACGCCGCCGCUGUUUAGGGAGGUGAGUCUACAGACGCCGACGGGGAAGUGGGCUACAAUUAGGAAUACUGGGUUUGACCCCACGUAUAAAGCGAUUUAUAUCCAAAGUGCGCGGCUGAAUGGGAAGCCCUAUGCUAAGAGUUGGAUUACACAUGAUUUCUUUGUCCAAGGGGGUUUGCUUGAAUUUACUCUGGGGAAGCGGGAGAGCGAUUGGGGGACGGAGGAUAGGGAUUUACCACCGAGCAUGUCUACUGGUUACAAGCAGACGGGCAGGUUUUAAACAGACUGUACAGAGGAAUGGAAUAUCGAAACAAACCGGGAUCCAGUCCAGG